Ichthyophthirius multifiliis is the source of this 204-nucleotide messenger RNA. RefSeq lists its product as hypothetical. Lineage: Eukaryota; Ciliophora; Oligohymenophorea; Hymenostomatida. The annotation marks the transcript as partial. The transcript has a single exon. The record is from RefSeq and is a predicted model, not a curated record.
AAUAUAUAUUGAUACAUAUUUAUUUAUUUAUAUAUAUAUAUAUAUAUUUAUAUAUAUAAUUUUUGUAUUAAUUCUUUUUAAUUUUUAUUUUAUAUAAUAUUUUUAUAUUAUUUUAUUUUAUUUUAUAUUAUUUGUUUUUUAUUUUAUAUUUUUAAAUUUAUUUCUUAUUAUUGUAUAUUAUUUUAAUAAAAAUUUUAUACUAAA